Molecule: messenger RNA, 2586 nt
Organism: Alosa alosa (allis shad)
Lineage: Eukaryota; Metazoa; Chordata; Actinopteri; Clupeiformes; Clupeidae
Gene: vwa2
Product: von Willebrand factor A domain containing 2
Exons: 15
Coding region: 158-2551 (797 amino acids)
Molecular function (GO): calcium ion binding
Source: RefSeq, a predicted model, not a curated record
UCAAAGUCACGCCUGCAGCCUGCGGAAGUUUAAGCGGGGAGCGCUUUCUCCCCAGAGGGAACUUGCCAUCUCAGAAAUACGCAUUUGGAUAAGAGGACCUGGCUUUGUCCACGCUAAGAAGACAUACAACUAAGAGCGACGUUUGAAGUGGUCUCCAAUGAUGGACUGCACAAGCCAGCUUUACCUCUUCUUGUUGUUCCUCCUAUUCCAAGUGCGUGCCAUUAUCUCAGUGCAGGAGAUCCAGACGGACCAUGAGACCAUCAUGAAGAUCAAUGCUGCAGGAGAGAUGAUGCAGUGUUCGGCGCGUAUGGAUGUGCUGUUCCUGAUGGAUGGCUCGUACAGCGUGGGGAAAGGCAGCUUUGAGAGGUGCAAACACUACGCCAUCAAGCUGAGCCAGGCCCUGGAUAUCGCUGCAGAUAAGGUAAGAGUGGGAGUUAUUCAGUUUGGCUCUACGGCACGACUAGAGAUCCCUCUGGAUGCGUACACCACCAAAGAAGAGCUCAAGAAACACUUAAAGAAAAUCACAUACAGGGGAGGCAGCACCCAGACAGGCCUGGCUCUGAAGUACGUCCUGCGGAAGGGCUUCCCGUCCAGUGGCAACAGCACGGUCCCCCGAAUCCUCAUCCUCCUGUCGGACGGGCGCUCCCAGGGGGCCGUGCAGCUCGCUGCCACCGAGCUCAAGCAGACCGGCGUCACCCUGUUCGCCGUGGGCCUGCGUUACCCACGCUGGGAUGAACUGCACGAGUUGGCCAGCACGCCCACCGAGAGCCAUGUGUUUUUCGCUGAGCAUUUCCAUGACGCGGUCAACGGCCUCUACACCUCUCUGACCAUGUCUGACAUCUGCACUGCUAUCCCAUCAGGCUGUUUUAUGGAGUCGUAUGCCUGUGAGAGGAGGACUCUGGAGACGGUCAAGGAGCUGGUGGGAACCUUCAUGUGCUGGAAGGGCUCCAGGGCCUCCACCGCGUAUACCUCGAUGUGUCCUCAUUACAAGUGGAGCAAGAAGUACAAAAGGCACGCUACAGUCUGCCAUCGAACAAUCUGUCAGGAUCCCUGCGACUCGCAGCCGUGCCAGAAUGGCGGGACGUGUGUGUCUGAGGGUCUAGACAAGUACCGCUGUGUGUGUCCUCCAGGCUACGGCAGUGACCCUCACUGCGCUCCGGCGCUGAAUCUGGACUGUUCGGUGGACGUCCUCUUCCUGGUGGAGGGCUCCACGGAGCUGACCCUGGAGGGGUUCCUGCGGUUCAAGGCCUUCCUCAAGCGCUUCUUCCAGACCACCAUGGCCUCUGGCUCCCCUACCAAGGUGGGCCUGGCCCAGUACGGUGACACCGUGCGCAUGGAGGCCCGCGUGGGCAAGCACCGUGACCUUGCCGGCCUGCUGACCAUCGUGGAGGCCAUGAAGCCUGUGGGCGGCCGACCGCUGACCGGCGCCGCCCUCCAGCACGUCACCAUGCACGGCUUCCAGAGCACGCCGGUGUUCGCCGACGUCUACGACGACUUGCCACGCGUGGUGGUCCUGCUGAGCGCCACCGCCUCUGCCGACGCCGUGGUGGAGCCGGCCAAGUACGCGCGCGACCGCGAGGUCUUCCUGAUCGCCGUGGGGCCCGACGCACUCAAGGCGCAGAUGAACAACAUCACGGCCAAUCCGCAGCGGACGAUCACAUACCCGACGGCCGACAAGCUACCGGGCAAGAUCCCUGAACUCCGAACCAAGAUCUGCAGCGUAGACAACAAAGGGUGUUUGGGCCAGGCCGUGGACCUGGUCUUCGUUCUGGAUGCCUCAGAUGGUGUUGGUCGGGAGAACUUUGUCCACCUGACAGAUUUUGUCCGCAGCACCUCAGUCCAGUUUGACAUCAAUCGUGACGUGGCUCAGGUGGGGCUGGUGGUGUACGGCCGGCAGCCCGUCACCGUCUUCGAACUGGACGCGCACGACUCUGGCUCGGCCAUCAUGCGGGCGGUGAACAGCGCCACCUUCCAAGGCGGCGCGGCCUCCACGGGCUCGGCGCUCCUGCACGUCCUCUCGAACAGCAUGACGAUCGGCCGCGGCGCCCGGCCUGGGGUCAACAAGGCCGUGGUGGUGCUGACGGACGGCUCGGGCGCCGACGACGCCGCCGUGCCCGCCCGCAAGCUGCGCGACAACGGCGUGGCGGUGUUCGCGGUGGGCGUCGGGGACGCGCAGGCCGACAGCCUGCUGAAGAUCACGGGCCGCGUGGAGCACAUGGUCACCGCGCCCCUCUACGAGGACCUCAAGUACUUCGAGGACGUGCUGGUGCAGAUGGUGUGCACCGAGGUGAAGAAGCCGGUGGAGUUGUGUCGGCCGAACCCCUGUAUGAACGAUGGCGUGUGUGAGCUGCGCCAGAGGGGCUUCCGUUGCGAGUGCCGUGGAGGCUGGGAGGGACCACACUGUGAGACACGCAGCAGGACGCGGCUAGCUAACCGUGGGGACCAGCCCAAACCAGCGGGCAUGAGGCGCAAGGAGAAGAAGAAGAGUCAGAAGGAGCUCAAGCAGCGCUACAGAGAGCUCCGCAGGAGACACGCAGUCAAACGCCACUGAUGGAACACACACACACACACACACACACACACACA